AUGUUUUCUAAAUUUGAUGUUGGUAAUGAAUCUGAAAGUGGUAAAUUGAUGUUGACUAUUAUGCAUCGACCAGGUGAUGAACUUCUUCGGUUAAACGAACACAAUCUUGAUCAACUACUAUUUGAUGCGAUUCCUGAUAUUAAUUCAACAAAAAAAUCGCAUGAUAUUUUCACGAAAUAUUUAAGCGAUCAUGGUACAAAAAUUCUUUAUGUAAAACCACUUCUACGUGAAACACUCAUGCAUAGUACAAGAGCUUGUCAUAUGUUAAUUGAAGGAAUUGUUAAAAAUAGUCUCUACAAUAUAAAUCAUGAUCAUGAAGAUUUAAUUAUGGCUCUUAAUCAAUGGCUAUUAACACGUACACCAGAACAAUUAGUUGAAGAUGUCAUAACUGGUGUUGCCUGCACAAAAGCUGAAUUAGGAAAUUCAGAUUAUGCUGCAACAAUUCUAGCAAUGUAUGAUCGAAAUAAUGAAUUUAUUAUUCCACCAUUACCUAACCUUUUGUUCACACGUGAUGCUUUUUCAGUUAUUGAAAAAAAUGUCUUCAUUUGGCGUAUGGCUAAACUAGCUCGUCAAAAUGAACCUCUUAUUUUUCGUGUCAUAUUUCAAUAUCAUCCACGAUUAUCGACUUCAGGUUUGAAAAUUGUUGAAUGGGAAACAAGAAAUAAUGAUCAAGAAUAUCUAACUGUUGAAGGGGGUGAUUUAGCUUAUUAUGGUCAAGGAAUUUUACUUAUUGGCUGUGGUGAACGAACGAAUCGCAGCAGUAUUGAAGCGCUAGCAAGAACAGGUCUUUUUCGUCAAGUUAUUGCUAUUGUCAUACCUCCGCAACGUGAUUAUAUGCAUCUUGAUACUGUUCUUUCUACGGUCGGUAAACAUGCGUUUACUUUACAUGGUCUAUUAGCUAAUCAAAUGGGCGUUUUUACAAUAGAAACUCAUGAUGGUAAUAAUAAUAUGUUAAUUAAAGCAAGAUGGGUUUCACAUGGACAUGAUGUUCGUCAAGCACUUCGAAAAUUACUCAACGAUUCUGAAUUAAUAUUUUAUGAUGCUGCAGAUGAAGCAACAUCUAUCGUUGAACAACGAGAAUGUCGCCACAAUGUAUUAGUACUUGAUGAUUGUCAUGUUUUGACUUACAAAGGAGGUGACGGAAAAAAAGGUAUUGUUGCACAAAUGAUUCAGAACAAUGUUUGUCGAGUCGGUUUAAUUCCAACUGACGGUUUACUAGAGGGUUGUGGUGGUAUGCAUUGCAUGACGAAUGCGCUUCGGCGGAGACAUUGA
Molecule: messenger RNA, 1272 nt
Organism: Rotaria socialis
Lineage: Eukaryota; Metazoa; Rotifera; Eurotatoria; Philodinida; Philodinidae
Source: the annotation of a GenBank genome assembly